AUAAAACGAACAGAAGAAAAAAAGAUGGCUGCCGGUAGGCUGCCAUGAAGAGGCUGCGUCGCUCGUGCUCGUGAAAAUGGGACGUUGGCGACAACCAAGUGUCACCGUCGUGCUCGUCAAGUGUCACAAAGUGUUCACCAAGUGACGUGAAGUGUUUUUGUUCCAUUCGUAUUACGGAUUAAUUCUCUACGAUGGCAUCCGACGGUAGAAUGGAAUGGGUGGAAAUUAUAGAACCACGUACCAAGGAGCACAUGUAUGCUAAUCUUACGACUGGAGAAUGCGUGUGGGAUCCUCCACCUGGUGUACCAGUGAAGAAAACAGAUAACAAUCAAUGGUGGGAAUUAUUCGAUCAAAAUACUUCACGGUUUUACUAUUAUAACGCGACAUCCCAAAAAACUGUAUGGCACCGUCCAAGCGAUUGUGACAUCAUACCUUUAGCAAAGCUUCAGACACUGAAACAAAACACAGAGCCAGCAAGUAGUAGUGGAGUAGAUACACAAAAGUCAGCCGAGCCAAGAAAAAAAGAAUCUGUAUCAACACAGACACAAACUCCUUCUGUUAGUCGGUUAACAAGAUUUAAUCAUCAAGAAAGUUCCAAUUUAUCUUCUUCGUUGCAAAGUGGUAGUGUAAAUAAAACAAGAACAUCCAGUGGUGGUGUGGAUCUCCAGACAUCUCCUCCAUCACCAUCUCCAUCUUCAAGACGACAUCACCAUCAUCACCAUCAUCAUAAUAACAGGCAUCAUAGGCAUCAUGAAGUGCCUACAGCACGACGUCAGCACAAUCAUUCCCAGGAUUCAGGACGUUCUAGUGACAGUUCUGUUUCUCAUAGCCGAACGUCCUUGGAAUCAACUGGAUAUCGGUUAUUAGACUCUCCCCACCGACAUCAUCAUCGACCUGCUGCCCAGGUACCGAGUCAAGCACAGUCUUCGCCCAGACAACACAGUGGUACCUUAGAAGCUAGGGGGCACAAAAGUGGAACUUUGGAAAGUGUGAAAAAUCAGAAAUCGGUACCGUUGGGCGAACCACCACCUUUAGGUUUGUCGCUCUCGACUAGUACCCCUCUUUUUAAGAAGAAAACGUUUAUUGACACGCAACGUGAAAGUAGGACAGGAAACUUAGAGUUGGAAAAGAAUAAAAAUGGUAGAGAAAGCAGUAGAGGUUCUUAUGGUCCUGAACCUAGCACUUCGCCAUAUCGUGAUUCGUUGAUGGAAUCUAGAAUAUUUAGACAAGAAAUGCCUCCGUACCGUCCGCCAGAAGUUCAGUUGAGUCAUAGUUAUAAAUCACAGGGUGAAAAGUAUGGCUCGUUGGUGGAAAGUAGUAAUCGUUAUCAUAGAGAUAGAGAAAGGGAGAUUCAUCAUAGGGAAAGAGUAAAUAGUUUGGACAAAACAAACACUUCAGCCUUUUAUCCAAGUUCCAUGCAUCCACGUAAUAUGAAUAAGCAGGAUAAUACUGGUAGUAUAGGAAGGAGGCAUCAUGGAUGCUCAGUAUCACUUUCAGAAGCAAAUGUUAGAGAUAUGUACGGUGCAAUGUUGGCCGAAAGAAACGAACCGUCUAAAAGCCUUGCAAGAGGAAGGGGAGUCCUAAGUAAUGCAUCGAAGCAAAGAAGUAUUGAUGUUGUAGAACGUGAAAGAGAACGUGAACGUGAACGUGAACGCGAGCGAGAACGUGAACGUGAACGCGAACGUGAACGCGAACGAGAACGAGAACGUGAACGUGAACGCGAACGCGAACGAGAACGUGAACGAGAACGCGAACGAGAACGUGAUAGAGAGAAAGAAUACAGGAGAAAUACUGCGUGCAAUAAUUCGUUGGAUUGUGUGUCACAGCCACUGGCUCGCAGUUACAGUUUCGUUCAGCAACAAAAGCAACAGCAGAAGUUACAGCAACUUCAUCAACAACAGCAGCAAUCAAGAAGAAGGGACAGGGAUGAUGAUUCCAUGCACGAACGUUAUCUGAUAAGUCAAAGUCAUGAGCAACCUAGACAAAGGCUUAGCAGUAAUACUAGCAGUAGCAAUGGCAGUAACAGUAGUAGUAAUAGCGCCGUAGGCGAGGAAACGGAAGGACUUACGGAAGGGGAUGACAGUAAAAAGAAGAGAAGUAAUGGUAAUCCGAGUCCGCCUCCGUCUCCGUUUUAUGGAAAUCUGUUAUCUGACCCUGAUCACUUGUUGCCACUUCAGCAUUAUAUUAUUCAACAAGCAAAACUCUCAGGUUGUUACAAGUUCGGAGACCCUUUGUUAGUAGAGGAAGGUGACGAUUCCUUAGACGAAGAAGGUGGUAGGGGCGAAGGAAUUGGUGGUAGGGCCGACGAUGAUUCGGACGAUCAGUUUGCAGACGAUGAAGCAGCGAGUAAUCAAGGUGACUCUUCUAGUCAAGAGUACCUUGAAGAUCAUUACGCAGAUUUAGGUAACUACGAUACCACAGGAUUAGCUACAUAUUACAACACCGCGGACACGCUGACAAGGCCGCAAGUACGACCGCCAUCGCCACCAAUUAUCGCUUCGCAAGCGGAAAUACGAGAGAGCGUGACAACUGCGAGACAACCGCCACUUCCAGCACCCACUACUAUAAGUUCUGUUCCUAGUGUUGGUACCGGCGUUGAUAACACCGACACUGACGAAGCAAGACGAGACGACAGCGCGGGUGGCGGUGAUAUAGAGAAAUACGCACAAGACAAUCUCAACUUGAAUUGCGGAAGGCCGAAAGGGCUGAGAUUGUUGUUCCGGAAGAAGUUCAGCGUCCGAGACAUUCUUAGCUGGUCUAAAGAUCCGAUACCGCAGCCGAUGCUAGUGGUAGUAGACGGUGAAAAGUUACUGAAACGGGAGGCCUGUAAUUUGUUUAGGUUGGUGCAAGUGUACAUGGGUGAUCGGAAAGCUAACGUAGGAAUGACUUUAGACAGUGUAGCUAUGGACAUUGUGAAUACUGCAUUUUCAAAGCCUCCAUUGCGGGAUGAAUUGUAUGUUCAGAUUUGUAGACAGACUACAGAGAAUCCAAGGAAAGAAAGUUUGCGUAGAGGCUGGGAAUUGAUGGCUGUAUGUUUGGCUUUCGUGCCGCCCAGUGCUACUUUCGAGCCUUACCUCGAAGGCUACAUGAACAGGCAUCGUGAUUCCAAUUUUCAAUUCUCCGAAGUGGCCAAAUGGCCGAUUCACGUACAAGUUAGUCAUUAUGCAACUGUAGCCUGUCGUCGUUUACAACGAAUUGGAGCUCAUGGCAAACGGCAACCUCGCAAGGCUACCAUAGAAGAUAUCGAUCAAGCAAGGAUACAAAUUUUCCGAGCAUCCAUGUUCGGAGCUACGCUUCCCGAAGUGAUGGCUCUGCAAAGAGACAGAUUUCCUAACCGAGAGUUACCAUGGAUACAAACUACGUUGACCCGUCAAGUGUUGGCGCGAGGUGGUAUCCUGACUGAGGGUAUUUUUAGGGUAUCCGCGGACGCGGAUGAAGUUAGUGCUUUAAAGUCGUACUUAGAUAGGUUCGAGGAUUGUACAAGUUUGGUAGCUUCACAAGACGCUCAUGCACCUGCUUCUUUAUUGAAAUUAUGGGUUCGAGAGCUUUAUGAACCGUUAAUACCUGAUUCCUUUUAUACGGAGUGCGUAUCGAUGAGGCACGACGACGUUGAAGCUUCUGCAGUUAAUGUUGCCGCGCUUGUAGAUCGACUGCCUGAUUUAAAUCGGCGAGUUCUGUGUCAUCUAAUACGUUUUCUUCAGAUAUUUGCUAGACCGGAAGUGGUCGCCCGUACUAAAAUGGACGCGAACAAUUUAGCAAUGGUGAUGGCACCAAAUAUAUUACGGUGUACCUCGCAAGAUCCCCGCGUGAUCUUGGAUAAUGCACGAAAAGAAAUGGCUUUCGUUCGUACUCUUAUCGAGUCAUUAGAAACCGCUUGGGUCGAUGAUCUUCACUGACCAUUCUAUUGCGCGCUAGAAGAAAGAACGCUCUAGACUACUAUGCCAAAUGAAUCAGCUGUAUAUUCACAUGUACAGUAAUUCUUCUCACAGUGCAGCUCUAGUUUCCUUCCCACAGUGAAAGACGUCUCUUCCUGCGCCUAUGUUAGUCUCGAACCGUUCAAAAAACAUUAUACUCAGCGCGGUUAUUUUGGUGCCAACAGAUCCAGUUUUUAAUAGCAAUAUAAUUUUUUUUACUGUAAACUUUUUUAUGUUUGUCAGGUUUUUCCCAUUAAAAUGAAUCACAAUAUAAUUUGGGUUGCUCCAAAUUGACUUGGGAACCGUGAGACACAGAUUCAAUUUUUAUAUUGCUUCAUAAACACUGUAACAUUGGCAGCAUUUAAAUGUCUCUCUUCCUUUUUUUACUUAAUGCCGCCGCAGGCAAAGAAGAGGCGCCAGUUUUCGUUCAUGUCCGCGUUGCACUGUGAGAAGAAUUACUGUAUUGUUAGUUAUUUCACUGUUCUCUAUUAUCUUUCACCUUUCUUUUAUAUAUAUAUAUUUUAUUAUUAUCACGAAGUUCCCCAUAGACCAGUGAAUGUUCGUAACGGUAACUUUAGUGCUGAAGUCUUUAACAAAGCUAAUCAACCAGUCUCACUCCUCGUUUUCUAUUUAUUAUUUAUACGCAGAUUAUAUGUUAUGAAGAUAGAGAUUAUUAGAUUAUAUUAUGUACAUCGCUAUAUAUUCAUAUUAUAUAUUUUACCAACCCUUGUUACCGCGUUGACUAAACGCGGACGGCUUUUUUACUCGGUCAUUGUUGAAUCUCGUGUAAGAUAAAAAAAAGGAUCAUGUGUUACCGUGUAUAGCUGCACUCCGCGAUCAUCUUUUUGUAUAAGCGACGAAUUGACGUGUAUAAGGUUUAUCGAGGAGUAAACAUUGCAAAAGAUUAGCAAGCUGUACAAGUGUGUUUCUUUUCCUGCAGCCUUUGAAAACAUACCUUCGAGAUAAAUGUUAGAGAUUACAUAUUUUCGAAAGUGGUAUAAAUCAGUGAUGGUAGACUAUGCCCUUGCUGGUACAAUUGUCCAUCACUGAUUCGAGCAAUUGUUAAUCACACAACACGUUUGUCUUUGUAUGGCAUAACAAGUUUAUAUUUUACAUGGAGAUAUUUAUAAAAACUUGUUUCUAAUGUUAGAAACAUUAACGGUACACAGUACGAGAUAUGUUCGUAACAUUUAUAGUUGCCCACUUAUCCUCGGUUUGUACAAUUACUAAUAAUCGAAAGUUACCAGUAAAGUAUGUGUUAAACGUAAUUAUUUAAAUUAUAAAGAAGAGAAAAAAAAAA
Molecule: messenger RNA, 5214 nt
Organism: Megachile rotundata (alfalfa leafcutting bee)
Lineage: Eukaryota; Metazoa; Arthropoda; Insecta; Hymenoptera; Megachilidae
Gene: RhoGAP93B
Product: MyTH4 and RhoGAP_KIAA1688 domain-containing protein RhoGAP93B
Biological process (GO): signal transduction
Cellular component (GO): cytoskeleton; cytoplasm
Molecular function (GO): GTPase activator activity; protein binding
Source: RefSeq, a predicted model, not a curated record